AUGAAAUACGAAUUACAACGAUCUUUCAGGAGAUUUAAUAAAAAAGUUCAUCAAGUUGGAUCUACUGUUACAAGACUUAUACGUAGAGACAGCUCCCCUCUUGUCCAUGUUCAUCGUCGAAUAAGAUCAACAGUAUCUUCACCACCUUUAUCGGAUAGUGAUGAUGAUACAUUUUCAGCAACACCAACUGAAUCAUUCACGGAUGAUACUGAAAGUGAGCCACCUACAACUCUUCCUUGUGAAUUUUGUAGUAGACCUCAACCGAUUAAUAAUUUACUUAAUCAUCAGAAUCGAUGUCGAGCCAAUCCUGAUCGUACACCAGGAAGACAUUCAGUUGUCCAUACAGGACCUCCUGCACGUCAUCCUCGCCGUCCUCGUCGUGUUGUUUCUGAAAAUGUAUUACAAACGGCUAGUGCACCUCCACGUACACGUACUCCAUCACCAACAGAAAACUUUCCUGUAUCGAGUGGUCUUGUAUGUCCAAUAACAAAGUCAGUCUUUCGUAAUCCCGUCAUUGGUCCUGAUGGUCAUACAUAUGAACACGAUGCCAUUGUUCCAUGGGUUGAAAAAGAAGAAACAAGUCCUAUGACGCGUGAACCAUUAUCUGUGAGUAAACUUAUUCCAAAUCGUGCUAUUAAACAGGUGGCUGAUGAUUUUCGUCGUGAAUGUCAACGAAAAUCACUUUAUAAAUACAAACUUGAUGUUGAUGUUAAAAAAACUGAACAAAUACCAUUUAUAAAAACUCCUACAAAAUCAAUCUAUCGAGCUGAAUGGAUAGGAAAUAAUGCAUCAUCAAAUAAUUCAAAAAUUAUUCUUGUACAUUUAAAUGGAAUACAUGCUGAAACCAUUGCUAAAUCAAAUUGUCAACUUAAAACACAUGAAAAUAUUGUACCAAUAUUUGGUAGAGUUGAACACAAUGAUUCAGGUAUUCUUCUCGUUCAAGAAUAUUCAUCGAUGCAAACACUUUCUCACUUAAUUAAAGAUGAUCGUGCUAAAUUAACAAUUGAAAUUCUUGAUUUUAUAUUAUAUCAAAUUGCUUCUGGUCUUCAACAUCUUAGUGAUGCUAAAAUUAUUCAUGGAAAUAUUACAGCAGAUGAUGUAUUUAUUUAUCGUAUUGAUGAAAUACCAGAAAAUAUAUUGGUAAAAUUAAAUAAUAUUGAUGAUGCCGACAAAUUUCUUACUCAUACACCACCAGAAGUUUUAUCGCAACAUGUUUUAGAAAAAUCUGAUGUAUUUGCAUUUGGUAGAUUUGCACAAGAAUUAUAUUCAAAUGAAUUAGAAGUAGAUAAUCAAAAUUUAAGAAAGCGACAAAUUUUAUGUGAACGUUGUUUAGCGGGUAGUCCACAAGAACGACCAACAUUUAAUGAAUUAUUGAAAUCAUUCAAGGAGACAAAUGCGCUUUAA
This is a messenger RNA of Adineta steineri, 1404 nucleotides long. The record is from the annotation of a GenBank genome assembly. NCBI's taxonomy places the organism in Eukaryota, Metazoa, Rotifera, Eurotatoria, Adinetida, Adinetidae.